Diachasmimorpha longicaudata is the source of this 2804-nucleotide messenger RNA. RefSeq names its product dynein axonemal assembly factor 4-like. The coding region runs from base 1 to 1359 and encodes 452 amino acids. The record is from RefSeq and is a predicted model, not a curated record. The transcript has 9 exons. Lineage: Eukaryota; Metazoa; Arthropoda; Insecta; Hymenoptera; Braconidae. Gene Ontology annotation, biological process: outer dynein arm assembly; inner dynein arm assembly; cilium movement. Gene Ontology annotation, molecular function: protein binding.
AUGUCAUUAAUAAUGCCUGCUAUUCUGGUAAAUGAAUAUUCGUGGAGGCAAACACCUGAAGAAAUCCUUAUUUCCGUCGCGCUGGCUGGGAAACCAAACAAAGUCGACAUAUUUGCUGUCGGAAAUUAUUUAAAAGUAAGUUACCCCCCUUUCAUCUUAGAACUCUUUCUCUCCGAGAAAAUCCUCGAGGACAGAAGCUCCUGUACUCUCAGUGAAGAACUAGCUAUAUUUACCUUGAAAAAAUUGCAAGCGGGCCAAGAAUGGCGAACGCUAACACAGGAAAAUUUGACGAAAAAUGAAAAGAAGGACAUUCGGGUCCAGGCACUGGAACAGUCUCGACUGUCGGCGGAGAAACGGGCCGAGGAGCGUGCAGAGAAGCGUCAACUGCUGCAGAGGGAGGCAGUAAGGGAGCAAAUAGAAUGUGACACGAAAGUCCACAAUCUGAUAGAGAAAUUGCGAGACGGUCAUCGCCGGGAAGCGAUGACAGAAUUUGAAGACUGGAAGCAGACGACGGAGGUGCCCAUGUUCGAUGGAGAGACAGGGCUGCUCCAGAAAAACAGAAAACAAUACAAGGCUCCUGUGAAAUGGUUCAAACAGUCUUCGGAUCCUGUCACCAUAUCAAAAUGUUCAUCACUUGAUGUCCCCGAGAGCAAGAGUGUGAAGCAAACAGAUGCCCCGCACGUCUAUAUCCAAGAAACCCGGGAAGAAGAUUUGAAACGAGGAAAAAAAAUUAUUGAUGACAUUCUGAGAGGAAAAUAUCGUGGAUGUAGGGAAAUAUUCGACGAUACCAGCACCCCGGGACCCCGCCAAUGUGGCAUGAUAAAUGUGACCUUUUCGAAGAGGAUGUUUCCAACUCCAGCGAGGGAAAGCAACCAACUGGAAGAGCAGGAGUGGCUAGUAAAGCAAGCCGAGGCCAGGCGGAAAUGCGGGUUCGCAACGGAGGAUCUCUCGCCGGAGGAGCAAGAUCCGCAGUGGCUCAAAGACAAGGGAGAUGAUUUUUUCAAAGUCGGCAACUACCUCGCAGCAAUAAGUGCCUAUUCGCACGGCAUAACAUUAAGUGGAAACAUGGCAUCACUUUACGCUAAUCGGGGAGCAGCGCAAUACGCGUUGGGAAAUUAUAAUCGAUGCGCUGAGGACACCUCCAAGGCCCUGGAGUUGAUGAUCCCAAAGUGCGAGGGCAACCGUGAAUCUCGCGCACGUUGUCACGCUCGACUUGGCGCGUCUUUGUGUAAAUUGUCGGCUCCACAGCACGGAAUCCCAGAAUUUGAGGAGGCCCUCAAAUUGGCCCCUGAAAAUAAUACCAUACGAAGGGACUUGGAGGAAGCUAAGCAUUAUUUUCAUCAUCAUUCCGACGAAUAAUUUUUCCCACGGCCAUUUAAUGACGAAGAUAACAUCACUUCCGUAAUAAACAUUACUUACAUUAUUUUACAAAUUUUCCACUGACUAACAGGCUUAAGAGGAGAAUCAUCAAUGAUAGGAACGGCUUGAAUAAUGAUAGAAUAAAUACAAAAUUCACAAUAAUAAGGAAAAAUGACGAGUAAUAUUAUACUCUGGCAACUUUUUUCAUUUUUUUUUAUUAAGUGAAUAUCACAGACAGAUGCAUCAAAGAUGAUUAUAUAAUUCGAAUGAUAAUUUCCUCAAACUUCAUUCGACAACAAGUUUUCGUUUUUAUCACGAUCGAUGCAUCCACACUUUGUGUGCUCAACUACGUGAAGAGUCUCGUGAUGUCGAUCUCUCUGCUGGUCGAUGCGAUGUUUCACCAAAAAUACGAGACUGACUUUUCGCGUCUCAAUUGGACCGCACACUUCAUUCUCACGGAGGCAGCAGCCAGCUCCAUCACAUCUCGCCAGGAUCGUUUCUCUCGGAUAAAAAAUUUCGUCUGGACUUGGUCCAACUGAUAACAAUUCUUCGACCGCCACUGCUCGCAGCUGAGGUAAUGAACAGUUGAACUGGUACACCAAGUGGACGUGAUUCAGGGACAUGGUCAAGUCAAUACAAAGUGGACAAAAGAUUGCAACAAUGCCGGUUACUCUGAGGCCCCUCUGACUUCUAGGAAUUAGAAAAAUUGGCAGCUGUAGCUCCUUCAUCCUGGAGAGAUUGUCAUGACGUCAGACGAAACGGGAUCUCCCGAACGAUCGCACAGUGUUUCCCGCUCGACGUAUUGCACGAUGUUGCGUUAGGACGGGGUUUGUAUGAAUGAGUCAGUGGUAAUGACAGCGGGCGUGUCUAGAGGCACUUCUAAUCUACUUUAUUUAGGGAAUCCCUCCAAUUUAUGGUUUAUUCUACGUUAUGGAAAAAUAGAAAUUCACCUUCCGCAGGAGUAAUUUAUUGAAUUCUUUACUAGGGAAAAAUUGAAUCCUUAAGUACCGUUAAUGAGCCUGUUCUCGUUGAACAAUUCCAUUCGGUGGAACUGAGGACAAAUAAACCUCAACGUGGGCUUUCGGGAAUCCCCAUGAACUGGGUUAUCCAAUAAUCGAAGACGUCUUUCGAAAGCCAGUCCCACACGUCCUAAAAUGAUCUCAGCCGAUCCCCUUUAUGAGGAUAAUCCAUGUAUAUGAAGGUUACAUAAGGCCGUUUAUAAAAAUUAUCUAUAUCUUUCUCUCUCAGAAAUUCGAGGUCUAAAACCGCAGUGCACGUCAUGAAUGACCAUAACAGAGUCUCACAAUUGGUCAUACCUAUGAGGACUUCAAAAUUUACGUCAAGAAACCGGAAACAGCAAAAAUUGCCGAAACCAUUCCAAUAAUUUCCUAUUUUUUCAUGUAUUACAAUAUAAAUAGAAAAGAUUAAAGAUAAUAUUAAUAUCA